AUGGCUUCUGACCUUCCUCCUUCAAAUUCAAAUGGUCUUGAGGAUCUUACCAUUGGCAACAAAUCAACAGAAGUACCGUCAAUUCAGCCUCAGACGAAUCAAUCAGGAGAUACCCUGAUAUCCCACGUUACUCCACAUACAAUUCCUGGAGCCGUUACGAAGCCAGGUCCCACCAUUGAAGAUCUUCCCAAUGAACUUCUAGUCAAUAUUUUCAGUCAUUUGGAUAUAGAACCUCCAUCAUAUUCCCAUACAACACUUCAUGAUGAGCCAACUUUGGAAGUUACAAGCUCCGAGGUCCAAGACCUCAAGAAUUGCUCUCUAAUUUCGAAACGAUGGAGACAAGCUACCUUACGUUUACUAUUCAAACACACACGAUAUAUCUUGAGAUAUUCAGAAGAUGAUUAUAGACCCAUUCUCAAUGAUUUAACAGGACCUUUUCGUCAAUUUAUCCGCAGAGAAUCUUUUGCGGAUAUCGUGUCAAGCUUUACCUUGGUAGUUCGGGAGAAAACCAUAUCAAAUCGUCAUGAUGGCCGACCUCGAUUAUGUGAAUUCGAUGGUUUUUGGAAACGACUCUUUAACACGAUUGAUCCGUCAACGGUGUUGAUAGCUGCGCCCGUUGAGGCGCUUGCUUCUUUGACUUCAUCUACCAUUAAUGACGUGGAUUCAUGGGUUUUUGACAUUGAAUGUCACUAUUUGCGAUUGCAAAGACCCGAAUCCAAAGAAUUAGUCCUUACGGAGAUUGAGGUUUUGCCUGAAGAAAGUGGUCCCACCAGAUUUGACCCUUCAGUUCCUGGAACACCACAAAACCCAGACCAUACUUUUGACGAUCGCUUGCACUAUGCUGGUCCUUUGGGUAGUUUUUGCGCCAAGUCCUCCGAAUUCUUUCAAAUUAGAUCUUGGACAUCCUUACUCCUAAAUGAAGGAUCAAAUUUAAACGCUUUCAAGACAGAUAGGUGGUGGGAAUUGGAGACUCCAUCGAUACUACGAAAUCUUGUCGGAACUCAAUCAGGUACUUUACCUUUGAUCAAUCCUGGCAUUCGUUCCAUGAGAUAUAUUGCUAUAUUUCCAAUAACAGCUCAAUUCGAAUGUCUCGCUCAAGGAUUGCCAAGACUGGAUCAUUUAUAUUGUCAACUGGUACCACGAAAUGAUGCUUUGGAAGACGAAGAACUAAUGAAGAAAAUUGAUGUGGAUGAUCUUUGGAUGGAGAGGAAUAAUUGUUAUGCUCAAUUGAUGCGAGAGAUGUUCAACAAUCCACCCGAAGGGAAUUACAGAUAUCUGAAGACUUUCGAGUCAGGAGAUGCUGCAGAUACAGAUGCUUGGCAUAUGGCAGUAGAGUUCGUGAAGCGGGCUGGAGGAGGAUGGAAGAUAACAGGUGAUGGAGUAUUUGAAAGAGAUACGGGGAUUGAAGAGAGUUCGUCUGAUGCACCGAACGCUUCUCCAUUUCCAGACGAAUUGUAUAGAUGGGCAUGGAAUGGGUUGACCAAUGUACCCGUUUCACCGGACACCGGCAACAAAGUCUCCCGUCGUUCCCAAAUCAUCGGCACAACAAACAUUAUCCUCGGUGGUAAAACCGUAAUCCAAGCAGAAGUCAUCAUCCGCGGCGAUUUAUUACGCACACUACCUCCCAGUACCCAGGGCGAGAAAGCGGGAAAUGCAGUUGCGGUUGCGAUUGGGAGAACAUUCUCGUACUUUCCCCUCAAAAUCGGCGACCAUGUUUUCGUAGGACCCGGCUCGAUAAUCGAAGCUGCGAUGUUGGGGAAUCAUGUUAAUAUUGGUGCGAAUGUUGUGGUGGGGAAGUUUGUAAUAGUGAAGGAUUUUGUGAAGAUUCUGGAGGGGACGGUUGUUCCGCCGAAUAUGGUGAUACCUAGUUUUAGUGUGGUGGGAGGGUGUCCGGGGAGGGUUGUGGGGAGGUGGCGGAGGGGGAGAUUGAGGGGAUGGAUUUGA
Messenger RNA from Botrytis fragariae, 1944 nucleotides. RefSeq names its product putative f-box domain-containing protein. NCBI's taxonomy places the organism in Eukaryota, Fungi, Ascomycota, Leotiomycetes, Helotiales, Sclerotiniaceae. The transcript is spliced from 5 exons. Bases 1 to 1944 code for a protein of 647 amino acids. The record is from RefSeq and is a predicted model, not a curated record.